Molecule: messenger RNA, 1437 nt
Organism: Emiliania huxleyi CCMP1516
Lineage: Eukaryota; Haptophyta; Isochrysidales; Noelaerhabdaceae
Exons: 2
Coding region: 1-1437 (478 amino acids)
Source: RefSeq, a predicted model, not a curated record
AUGGUCACGCAGGCGGAGGCCUUCCGUGGCAAGUUCACUCGAUUUUACCAUACGAGUUAUAUCUUCCUUGCGAUACGGCGGCACCCAGGUCGGCCGUACUGUGUGCAGCUGCAUGGCCAGCUGCUCUUCCAUCGGCCGUUUGCGGCGUCGUGCACGCGCGUGGCGGGCUUCUCAGGCCGUCCCUUCAAGGCGGUCGUGGUGCUCUUCUUGCACGGCGGGCUCGACUCCUGGAAUGCCCUGGUCCCACACUCGUGCUCUCCGCGCGAUCUCUACCGCGACUACCGCAGGCGGCGAACGACAGUCGCGCUCAACAAGUCGAGCCUUCUGGCGAUCCGCUCGGACGCGGCGGACCAGCCGUGCAGCUGGUUUGGGCUCCACCCUCGACUGACGGCGCUCCAGCGCGCCUAUGCUGCCGGGGAUGCGCUUGCAGUGGCCAAUGUUGGCACCCUAGUCGAGCCCACCACCAAGGCGCAGUUUGGGACACCCGGAUCGGUGCAGCUACCGCCGCAGCUUUUCUCACACAACGUGCAGCGCCGGUGCGUUCAGAAUGUGCACGCGCAGUCCAUCCAGGCCAAGGGCGUGCUCGGCCGCGCUGUUACGGCGCUUGACGCACACGAGCAAAGGUACCGAUCGCGCCUCUUCUCCACCAGUGGUAGCGCCAAGAUGCUCGAGGGCGCGCCCCACGCGCCAGACUUUCUCGACAAGGAGAAGGGAAUCAUCCAGCCUGAGCUCGGCGGUUUGGGACACCUGAUUCGCAACAUCACCUCGCCCGUCUCAAGCUCGAUCUUUGCCGAGACGUACAAGGGCGCUCUCGAGCAGGCUCUACGCACCACAGAGGAGCUCGGUGCGGCCAUGGACGCGCAGCGGCUGUCGGCGAGGUUCGCCAGCGAUCCGAUCUCGAUGCAGCUAGCACAGGUGUGCAAGGUGCUCAAGCUGCAGCCGCAGCUGCAGCUCGAGCGCGCAGCCUUUUUCACCGAGCACUUUGGCUUCGACACGCACACCGACGCGAUCGGGACCGUAGACGUCAAGCUGGCCGAGGUGAACGCGGCGCUCGCGAGCUUCGAGGCCGAGCUCAAGGCGCAGGGCCUGUGGGAGAGCGUCACGGUCGUCACCGCCUCCGACUUUGGCAGGACACUCACAAGCAACGGGCAGGGGACGGACCACGGGUGGGGCGGGAACAUAUUUGUCGUGGGCGGGGCGAUCAAGGGGGGCCGCGUCCUCGGAACCUAUCCGUCCGACCUCAGUGAGGGCAACCCCCUCGACAUUGGCCGCGGCCGCAUGCUACCGACGCUGCCAUGGGAGGCGGUAUGGAGCGGCGUGCUCGAGUGGUUUGGCAUAGAGGCAAGCCAGAUGGACACCGUCCUGCCCAACCGACAAAACUUUGCGGCCUCACAGCUCAUUGGCGCGGCUCAGAUGUUUGAGGCGGGUCCUCGGUGA